CCCCGGAAGUGGUGAGGGCGGGGUCAGCGCUGCCGGGUGAGAUCAGCGGCCCAGCAAAGAUGCUGCUGGACCUGUCGGAGGAGCAUAAGGAGCACCUAGCCUUCCUGCCGCAAGUGGACAGCGCGGUGGUCGCCGAGUUUGGGCGAAUUGCGGUGGAGUUCCUGAGACGAGGCUCGAACCCCAAGAUCUACGAAGGCGCUGCCAGAAAACUCAGUGUGAGUAGUGACACAGUCCAACAUGGUGUGGAAGGAUUAAUAUACCUUCUCACUGAAAGCUCAAAGCUCAUGAUUUCUGAACUGGAUUUCCAAGACUCCGUCUUUGUUCUGGGAUUCUCUGAAGAAUUGAACAAAUUGUUGCUUCAGCUUUAUCUGGACAACAGAAAGGAGAUCAGAACUAUUCUGAGUGAAUUGGCACCAGACCUUCCCAGUUACCACAGCCUUGAAUGGAGACUAGAUGUACAGCUUGCAAGCAGAAGCCUCAGGCAGCAGAUUAAACCAUCAGUGACUAUAAAGCUGCACCUUAAUCAGAAUGGAGAUCACAACACCCAAGUUCUGCAGACAGACCCAGCCACCCUGCUCCAUUUGGUUCAGCAGCUGGAACAAGCAUUGGAGGAGAUGAAAACAAACCACUGCAGAAGAGUUGUGCGCAAUAUCAAGUAGUCCUAGUUUUAAGGAACUGUGUUUUCCUCUGUAUCCUGGUAUGUCACUGUGACUGGUAUAUGGUAAGUUCUUAUUAUAUGCUAAAGGGAGAAAGGGAAAGAGAGAAACUAAUAUGAAAUAGAGUACAAAAUUUGCAUACAUUUUAAAGAUAAAACAUGGCUCGAAAUAAAUUUUGCUUUUCUGUCACACAAGUACGGUUUGCAUUAACCUCACAACACAAAUUACGUGUCAGCCUUUCCCCUCCUCCCCUCUUUAGUGGAAAGACAUAUUUAGGACAUUUGGUCUGCAGAUUCCAUUGAAUGGACAGAGCUAGAUAUUUACUUAGACCAGUGGUUCUCAGCUGAGUCUACCCUUUGGUAUCCCUUGGUGGGGCAUUUAAAAAUUCUGUUUCCUGAGCCCCACCUUCAUAGAUUCUCAUUUAAUUGGCCUGAGAUUUGUAAAGGCUCUCUGCAUGAUUCUGAUGCAUGGCAAAGUUAAGAACGUGACGGUUACUGGAGUCUUUUCCUCUGUGACUUGCUUCAUUGACUGAUUUUUGAGCCUGUUGGCGAACAAGACAUGUAAACAAUCCUGAUCCACCAACUAGUGAUUUCAACUACAACUAAAAUUUUCUGAAAUAGUAAAAAGAAUGCAUUGAUACAAGUAACUGUCAAGUCCAGAGGUAGUGUUGGUUUUAGGCAAACUUGAUCUGAUGGCCCAGUGAUGUCCCCAAUUACUCUGUAUCUUUCUCUUUCUCUUAUCUGUCUUGGUGUUGGCUUUCUCCUGAUUUAGGCCCUCCUCAUGGCCAAAGAUGGUUGCAAAAGGGACCUGGAAAGUGAACCCAUCUUUGUCCUGGUAUCAUUAUUAGAAAAAGUUCUCAGAUUCACUCUGAUUGGACUGGUGUAGGUUACAAACCAAUUGCUGUGUUGAGGGGUUGAGAUGUACUAGCACAAGGGUGAAGUACUCUUCCAGGAACCACAGCAAUCCCCAAGUGUACAGAGGGAAGCAAGAGGGGAGAAAAAUCAGUGCUGAAACCAGAUGUCUGCUGUAACCACACAGGUUUGGCCUGGCUGCAGAAUUUGGUCACAAAACUGUGAUAGUACUUCAUAGUUUUAUACUGUAUGCUAGACUGUGAAGUACAUACCACUUUAGAAGUAGCAUAGAUACCUUCCAUCAGUUCCUACAGCUAGUGACUAAUAAACCGAGUAAGAUUAUAUUCAUCACAAAACUGUUGAGAAAGAACUUGAGAACAGAAAAUUUGAUUUGGAUCCUGCAAAUGUAAUUUGCUUCAUGAAAUGGCUUUUGCUUAGUGCCUCAGUGAACACAUUUUCUUGACGCAUUUUGAAAAACAAAAUAUCUUAGACCCUCCAGAGAGUCUCAUUUGUGGAUUGCCACCCUCCAAGCUGAGUGUCACUAGCCAAGAAGAAUUCUGUUGAUCUUUGCUUUUUAAAAUUUUCAUUAUGAAAGCAAUAGGGUUUAAAUUUCACCCCUAAAAUAUAUUAUUAAAUUAUAAUACUGGUUAUGCCAUUUCUAAUGACGUAGUCUUCAAAAAAAACCAAAAAACCAACCACCACACACACACAAAUUCUCCUAAGAGUCCCCUUCCCUCUACCCAUCCCUCAGGGGAUGGUAACUCUGCCUAGUUGAAAACUCACUGUUCUAGAACUUGCUCUCACCAAACACCUUUCUGAUUAUAAUUUGGCUUUGCAUAAAAGUUUUCCCAUAGUAGGAAAUGUACUAACCAUCAAACAUGGAUUUGGGGUCUGCUUGUAGUUAUGUUUCCCACUGCAAGUUAAUUUAUUGGCAUUCAUCAACCCUUAGAGUCUCAUUGUGUCUGCAUGUGCUAACGUUUAAGUUGCUGAGUUUAUAAAACUGAGGACCGCAUUUCAGAACAAGGCCCCUGCCAUAAACUUUACCAAGGCCAGCAAUGUUAUCCUGACCUGGUGACCAGCUGGUCAUUCUUCAAGCCACCCUCACCAGAUUCCUUUCCAUUCAAAUUGUACCAGUAAAAUCCUUUUUAAAAAGAGGCAUAAAAUAGCACAGGUAGAGUUUUCUUUGACCAUUUCGAACUGAAUCUUCUGUCUUUAUACCUAGCAAGAUGGCACGCAUGCCUAGACAUGUGAGAGGAGAACAGGACCCUCAGGUGUCAUCACCCUAGGGCUGAUGACAAGAAGUUCCUUAAAAGAGAGUGCUUGUGAUGAAGAAGAACUCAGUAGCUAGAAUGUGAGCAUUGAGUAUGUAUUGGCCCUAAAAAUCUCUGGAAUCAUCUGUGGAGGGACGGAAGAAGCUUGUUUGCAAGAGGUGGAGACUGAAUUCAUCUGCAGGGCUGCAAAUUCCAGUACUCUGGAAACAACAAAGAGGGAUCUUCCAGUGAUGAAACAUCAUGGACAAGCCCUCUGCAAAGAUGCUGUUGUUGUUUUUAACUAUAGAAGAUUUCAAGCACAUAUAUAAGCAGAUAGAACAGUAGAAUGGAGCCUCAUAUAUUCACACUUAAUUUCAAUAACAGUCAACUCCUGGCCAGUUUUGUUUCAUCAAAACCCCCACCCACUUUGCUUUGUGUCACCCACUCCCACUCCCAUGUCAUUUUGAAUCAAACCUCAAGACAUCAUUUCUGAGAUGGAGAUCUUUUCCAUUGAGGAGCAAAUUUAUUCUGGCUGCUAAUAUGAAAAUGAUCACUGUGUUUAGGGGACUUGAAUUUCUUCAGAUAAUGAUUCCCUUACAGUACUGUGUCUUUUUAAGUGUGGUAUUAGGCUUCAUUAUCCAGGUAAAAUUUCACUUGUUCAUGGGGGAGUGUAAUACAUGCUGUUAUUUAAGGGAUUGUUCACAGGAAAUGGAGAACAAACCUGAGAACUCCAGGAAAGGUGCUCAGGCCAGAGCCUCACCUUGCAUCUUAGGAACUGGCCUGGGUUUGGCUAGAUGUGACCUAGAGUGGGCCACAGGAGGCCCUUACUACCACCAUACAUGAUUUGGUUCCCAGGCUGAAGAAUCCAGGCUGUGGAAAAUGUCCUGAGUCCUGACUACCUUUCAGGUCAAAACCAUGCUGUCCUGAGUAAAGGUGUUCAUUCCCUGAAGGGAGUGGACAUUCCCAUUUUCAUUUGGAGGUGGACACCAUGGUGGGCUUUGAUUGAAGUUAUGACAUACUCCUUUCUCUGUUGGCCUGAGGGCAUUUGAGAGCCUGGAUUCCAGUUAAGAGAAACAAACUCAAGGGCCAUCUGCAAGAGGAAGGAGAUUUGGCCCCUGUCUUAUCAUGGCUGGCCAGGAGUUAGGCAGAGGGGGGGGUGGUGCCAGGAUCUGGGGCUGAACAUUGUUAGAUAGGCCACAUCCAGUAAGAAUUAUAGGUUGUCUUCUGUGUUGUAUUGUCCUUCUAUUUUUCUGAACCUUCAACAAAAUCAUAUUAAAAGUUGUAGCCUGGUUUUACCAGCCUGGCGUGAGACUAAGAAAAGAGGUUGAGUACAGACAUAAGACAUCAGUACAAUGGAGAAUAUCAGCAACCUGCUGUGAGACGCUAGUGCUGACUUCACAGGAAGGUUUUUGCACAGAGAUUUUCUCCCUGGAGCCAGAGGCAAUGACCAUGAUGGUCCUAUGGGACAGGAGAAUGUUCCCAGGGAUUCUUGACGCUAUUUGGGAGGUAAACCAGGUAAAAGACUAGACUUCCUGUGACCCUGAGGCAGGAUGAAAGUAAAGGAAACAUGCCUUAUGCUAAUCUCCAAGACCUGUGAGUCCUGAGCCUACGAGAGAUAAAUAUUGACAUAUGUCUUAUAAAUUCUUGAUGAGCGUAGCAAAUUUCUGGAAGGGUACAUGAGAAACUGCUGACGGGGUUUUCUCUAGGAUUUUACUUUGUAUUCGUCUAUAUAGUUUAAAAAAAAAAGGUUUACAAAGUAUAUAUAUUACCUUUAUAAUAUAAAUUAACCAAAAUAAGAUAAAUAUAUAUAUUAAAAACAUAUUACCUCAAACGAUAUCCCAGCUGAACCAAGUUUAUCCUCCAUUAGGAAUUAAAUAGUAGAAAAACAGUGUGCUUUAAAUAUUACCCCAGGGUGGUUUACAUUUGCCGAGUUCUUCCUAAAUUUUUCUUCUGAAAUGUUCCUACCUUAAAAAAAAAGACAAAAUAUAUCUAUUAUUGAACUACAAGUUGUGGAACAGCUUUGGUGUUCUCCCAGGCUUACACCACUAGUAAUGAUGUUAAUUCCUUGCACAUAGCAUUCCAGCAGGGUUCUCAUCCCCAGUUGCACACCCAGAAGCCUGACUCUGAGGUCAGUAAACCCAGAGUAGGCUCGUUAGAGGCCACCUCUUUUCAUAAUUUUAAAAACUCUGCAGUUGAUUCUGAUGUAUGAACACAGUUGAGGUCCAGCACUAGAAGUGGGGAGAAUGUUACAGGGAAUACCCCCAAAGGACUCAACCCAACCUUCUGCACAAGGUGAGUAGGCGUUAGAUCACUGGUCCAUCCCAAAGAUACCCCACAAAUAAGCAGAAAGCAGAGCCAAACAAACUGAACCCUGACAAAGAAGCGUAGACACCCUUGUAGUUAAAAUAUACUUGUUAGAAAGUUAUUUUGAGUUAAUUUUUCAAUUCCUAUCAGGUUUUUGAGUCUUGGUAUUUUCCUCCAUGCAUUUUUUGAAAGUCCAAUGUGUGAAUAAAGAGAAGAUAGGAGAAAGAAUAAGGUGUGCUGAAGAAGGUAUUUUUGGAGUGGGUUUUAGGACUCAUUGGAGUUGGUCUUAAUUCACUUAAAAGGGGCAGAAAAAUAUUCACAGGUAGCAUGAGGUUAGUGUGAAAAAUAUAGAGCCUCUACUCCAGGAUUUGGGGCCAGCACAUUAGUUCUUUAUGUCUAGUUGCCUUAGUAGCACAAUAUAAAAGGAAUGGGACUGGAUGCUUUCCCAGCCUUAUAGUUCUAUGUAACUGUGAAAGAGAACCAUGGCAAGAAAGGCCAGGUAUGGAAGGGAGAAUCUACUUUUUAAACAAAAAUUGGGAUUCUUAACCUUGGAUCUUUAGAGAACUUCAGGGUGUCCAUGAACCUCCUGAAAUUGCAUGCAAAAUGUGUGUAUGUGUUUUUCUCGGAUAAUGAUCCAUGGGUUUCACUAGAUUUUCAAACCAUUAGGAUCUGGUUUGAAAUGAUGCUUUCUUUUUCCAUUUUUUGUUUUUUGUUGUUACUGUUUGGUAUAAUUCCCCUUUUCACUUAUUUUUCAGUAUAAAUACAGCCUUGAUGAUACAAUUUCUGUUCUUUCCAAAAUGAGUAUAAUAAUGUUACUUGUUUUACUAGCAGUAAUAUAAAAUCUUGAAGAGAAACAUAAAUGCUUAGAAAAUGUCUCAGUACUCACAAAGUUAAUUUUUUUCCGAAACCUUAAGUGAGACCUUCCAAAUAUAUGAAUUUUUAUGUCUUUACCUCAAAUUUGAGAGUGUUCUCCUUCACUGCCCCCUCGCCACAUCUAAUCAGGGAAUUAAAGUUUUUCAGUGUGUUUCACAUUUACAAAUUGGGUACGUUGUAAUUGUCACCCUUGUCCUUCACCUCUUGGACACCAGAGGGCAGACAUCUUAAGUCUCACUUUUAUCUGGGACACAAAUCCUCUUCCCCCCCACAGCAGUUUUCUCCUCCAGAUUUGCUCCUGCACCUUGAAGAAGCUUAAAGGAACAAUUCACUUUGCUCUUUCUAAUAAUUAACAUCUUUCCUGGCAGUUCAACACACCCAUCAGAGACAGAAAGUAAUGAUUACUAAGGAGGCUGCCACCCUUUACCAAUCAGCACAAUCAGAAUUGUUCUCAUAGUCUUUGUAAACAAUCAGUUCAUAAUCUUUUGUUGUUGUUGUUCUUGUUAAGUUUAAUUGUUUUAGGCUAAAAGACAGUCCAAAAUUCUGUUUAUCACUCCACCCUUCAAAGCUUGUAAAAUGAGAUAAUAGGAGUGAAUCUGCUUUCAGAGGGGAAGAAACACCCUAUAAAUGCAAAGUAGACUUAGCUUUAGGAGGUAGUUAACAAGGCCAGGCUAUUUGCCUAAUAAGUAAUCAAUAAAUGGCCAUCAAUAAAUGGCCAACAAUAAUUGCUAGGGACACUUUUUUUUUUUAAAGAGUAAAGUUAAUUUUUGGUCUUUGUUUUGGUGUUUGUAGUUUUUAUAUCUUUAUUUUUUAUGAUUUCUCUAUUGAGCCUCCUUUAUGAAAAAUUUUCAUUUUUUUAAACCUGUUAACUCUUGAGAACUUGUCCAAUACUGCACACUUAGAACCAUUUAAAUAGCCAUCUGUACAGUUAUAGGAUAUUAUGGGUAUUAAGAAGUCUAGAAAUUAAAUUUUUUUAAAGUAUGACUUUUUUGUUUGUUUACUAUGAAAAGCCUGAUCUCAGUCAUCAGUGAGUAAAUGGAAAUGCAGAUGUACAAAUAUGUGCAAACAUAUAUUUUUUCUCUAAUACCAAGUAAGAAUAUUUUUAUUUUCCUUUGGGCCAUCCAUCAAUCACAGUCAACUUACAGUAGUUUUCAAAUUUCUUAGGAUUGUUUUUAUUUGUCUUUUUGUUCCUUCGACAGCUAUAAUUCGAUUGAGCUGAAGGGGUGAAAGACUUGAGAGCAUCAGAACGAUUCUGAAUUCAACACAAAUAGCCUUCAGUAGUGAAGAAAUUUUGUACUCAAGGUUUUGUCAGCAUUUUCUUUGUAAGCAAACUUUGGACCAGUAUUCCUAUCAAGAUGAUUUUAUAGGAGGAGGGUAUAACUCAGUGGUAGAAUGUGUGCUUAGCAUUGCAAGAGGUCCUGAGUUCAAUCCCCAGUACCUCCAUUAAAAAAAAUUAACCUAAUUACCCCCUACAAGAGAAAAAAAAAAAAAAGAUGGUUUUAUAAAAGUUGGUGAGGCUCCCCAGCUCACUCCCACCAAAAUAAAACAAAAUGAAACUUGAUUAUGUUGCAGUUCCCUUGGUGAGCCCCACUACUCUUUGUUAUUUGUUAUCUUGACUUUCUGUCAUUAGUAUAAGUAAUGGGAAGAGAAAUUAAUAUUUGUAGAGCACUUUAUUCACAGGCACCGAGUUGUACUUGUCCAUUUCCCAACUCCCACGGGAGCUACAUCCCACUGCUAUCUCCAUUACAUGGGAGGAACAACUGCCUCUGGGAAGUUAAAUAAGUUGAUAAGAUUUUAAAAUUCAAGAUACACAUCAUUACAGGAGAGAAUUUUUGUUGUUGUUACUUUUUAGAAUUGGCAUUAAUCCUGAAUUUCCAGUGGUUAACAGGUGAAAAGUCUUCAUUUUAAGUUAAAUACUUAAACUUGGAAUAUACUUUAAAAUUACUCCUGAGUACCUGGCAAAAUAUAUUCUGAACUCCAGUUCCCCCCAACACCAACCCUAUCCCAAGUCAUAAGUUUCAGACCCCAUUCUCAUUUCCCAGCAUUACCUUUCCUCUCCACCCACAUACCCCACUCACCAGUGUAGUCACUCUCAUCUACAGGGUAUGUCAAGUCUGAGUGUUUUGUUUGGGAGGCAGUGAGUGUGGGUGGAGGGGAAAAUGUAGCCUUGGGUGUCAGACACCUCCUGUCCUUAGUUAUUUCCAGCAUGACCUUGAGCAAAUGUUGUGACUUGACUGGGCCUCAGUUUCCACCUCAGCAAAUAAUAUAAUAAUAAUAUAUACUUCUUAGAGUUAUUUUGAACAUUAAAUGAGAUAUUAUUUGUAUUGUCCUGGAGUAUAAUUGGUUCCAAAAUACUUCCCACCCUCUUUAGUUGUAAGGUGGGUGAUAUCUAUCAGUAAAUCAUUUGGCCAUUCCAGUUGUGGUUUAGAGCAGUGAAUGCAGUCAGGAAACCUAGGGCUGUGACUCCAUCAUAGGAGUUAGCUUUUGGUAUUGGCCUCAGACUAAUGUCUACUUUCUAAAAAUGUCUUGCUUGUGAGGCUCAAGAAUAUGAAGGUGGGUUACACAGUCCUGCUUGUGCAGGCCACACUUGGUUUUCCUCUCGCUGCAAGCAUUUGUCAGCAACUAAAGACACUUUGGUUGUUGUGAAUUCAGGAAAAUUCAGGAACAAGAGAAUGUUGUGAAAAUGGCAAAUCAAAUACUGAACAUGAAAAAAGCCGCAGCUAGGAAAAAAGUCUGAUUUGGGGAAAGGAUCAUUUUCUGUUUUUGCUCAUCCCUUUUCUUUUCCCUGUCAAAGUUCCCAAUCAUUUAAAAUUUAAAACUGUAAAAUAAAAUUCUGCCUUUCUUCCCUUCCCUUCCCUUUUUUUGCCUUUGCUUCCCUUCUUUUUCCUUUCUUUUUUCUAUUACUUCCACUCCAUUCAGCAUUUAGUUAAUCAAGAACUAUAAACUAAGCACCUGUUGCGUAUCAGACAUCAUGCUGAGCACUGAGAAUACAGUUAUGGGCAAAAUGGCCACAGUCUUGGGUCUUGUGAAGCUCAUAUUGGUUGGGAAGGCGGGUGGUAAGUAAGUCACAAUAAAUAAAUGAAUAUCAAAGUAAUAAAAUGAAAAAAAAGUAAUAAAAUGAUUUCAGAGAGCACUAAAUGUGAUGAGGAAAAUAAAGCAAGCAAAUGUUAACAGGGUAACUGGAGAGCCUCUUUAGAUUAGGUGGUCACAGAAGGCCUCUUGGAAGAGAGACCUUGAACUGAGACCUGGCUGAUGAGGUCUGAGCCAUUGGAAAAUCUGAGAGAAGAGCUUUGUGUCUGGGCUUUGCGAUGGGAAGGAACUUAGUUUGUUGAAAGAAGCAGAAGAGGUAGGGUUGAAGGGGAGAGAGGGAGGAGUCAAGGUUAGAGAGGUAGGCACGGGGGGAGGAGCAUUUCAUGAAAGAUCUCCUAGACUGCGGUUAGGUUUUGGAUUUUAUACUGGAGCCUUUUGAACACGGGGUCUGCUUAAGUGAUCUGCUUAAUGCUUGAAAGAUUUGCCCUGGGCCUGUAAUGGUAAUGAUUAGCGGCAGGGAUACCAGUUAGGGAGUCAUGUCAGCCCUGGAGCAAGAGAUGAUAGUGGCUGGAGCAUAAUGGUUGAGAGGGUGAGCAACAGACAUUUGGGAAUAUAGACGUGAAUGUAAAAGAAGAAUUAGUGUGACUUGUGGGUGGAUUAGAUACAGAGCAGCAGGAAAAGGGAGGAAUCAACCAUGACUCCCAGGUUUUUAGGCUGAGCAACUUGGAGCGUGGCAGUGCCAUUGCUGACAUGUUGAAGACUGAGUUUGGGUUAAGGGUGUAGCCAAGAGUUCAUGUUAAUUUUAAGAUUCCUUUCAAAUACCCAAAUGCUGAUGUCAAGCAAUCAGUUAAGUAUGUGGUUCUAAAGCUAGAGAUACAAUUGACGGUUGUUGGCAUGGAGACUGAAUCAUUUAUUUAAAAAAUAGAUAUUGAGUGUCUAUUAUGUACUAGUGGAUAUAUUAUAUACUGAUGUUGGAACAGUAAAUUAUGUAGUAUCUUAGAAGGUGACAAGUUUAUAAAAAAAAAGAAAGAAAGAAGGAUGAGAAGAAUUAAGAUUGUGAGGGGUUGACCUACCUGGCUUAUGGUUUUAAAUCGGGAGAUCAGGAAGACCUCACUGAGAUGGUGAACUUCAAGAAUUCCAAGAAGUGAGGGAGCUAGCUUUGUGGGUACCUGGAGGAAGAAUGUUCCAGGCAGAGCCAGUGCAAACUCCCAGAGAUGAGAACCUGGCAUGUAAACAGCAAGCAGUACUGCAGGGCUGGGAGCAAAGUACUGGAGGACCUCCCUGUGGGCUGGGGGCCUCCAUCUUUAAGAGCUCAGAUAGAUGGGAAGGGAAGCUGUCAAAGAAGAUUGAGGAGAAGAGCCCAACCCGGUGGUAGGUAGAAAAUGUGGUGCCACAGAAGCCAAGAGAAGAAACUAUUUCAAGAAAAAGAGUCUGGUCAGCUGAUGCUGCUGAAAGGGUAGGUGUGAUGAAAACCACAAGUGACUUUAUAGUAAAGCACAAGUUUAUUUUCUAUGUCUGUGAGUCUCUAUGAUCUGCAAAUACGUUUGUCUGUCUUUUUUUUUUAGAUUCCACGUAUAAGUGACAUUUUUCAAGUAUGUAAAGCCUCCUCCCUUUCCCUUUCCCCAUCUUCCUCCCAAACUGUACCCAUUUAAUUGCAUCAAUACAUAAUCAGCUUGGGUGGGGUUCAUCAGUAAAAGCUGGGAAGUGAAAUCACUUUGGCACAGUGAUUAAGAGAACAGACUUUGGCUAUGAACUUAGGUUUAUAUGUUGGCUCUGCUCUUUAUUAGAUAUGUGAACUUGGGUAAGUUACUUAACCUCUUUAUGCCUCAGUUUCUUUCUUUCUUAAAAGGAAAUAACGAUAAUGUUUUAUAAGAGUUUUGCAAGGGGUUAAUUCAUCUAAUCUUCACAAUGACCAUAAUUAUGAGAUAAAUAGUAUAAUUAAACCUAUUUUACAGAUGAGAAAAUCAAAGGAGAGAUGUUAAGUAACCUACGCUAGGUUAAAAAUCUAUUAAAAAUAGAUUUACUAUAUAAUCCAGCAAUUCCACUUCUGAGUAUAUAUCUACAAGAAUUGAAAGCAGAGUCUCAAAAGGAUACUUAUACACGCAUGUUCAUAGUAGCAUUAUUCACAAUGGUAGAAGCCAAAAGAUAAAAGCAACCCAAGGUUUCCUAGACAGAAGAAUAGAUAAACAACAUGUGUUAUAUACCUACAAUGGAGUAUUAUUCAGUCUCAUGGAAGGAAAUCUGACACAUGCUAUAAUAUAGAUGAACCCUGAAGUCAUUAUGCUAAGUGAAAUAAGCUAGUUACAAAAAGACACUGUGUGAUCCCACUUAUAUGAUGUACUUAGAGUAGUCAAAUUUGUAGGGACAGAAAGUAGAAUGGUGAUUGUAGAAAAUAGAAGGGGCUGGGGGAAGAGUGAUAUGGGGAGUUGUUUAAUGAGGACAGAAUUUCAGCUUUGCAACGUGAAAAGAGUUCUGGAGAUUGGUUGUACAAUACUGUGAAUGUACUUAUUACUACUGAACUGUACACUUAAAAAUGGCUAUCAUGGUAAAUUUUAUGCUAUGUAUAUUUUACCACAAUUGAAAACAAAACAGAUAAACAAAAUGAAAACAAACAAGGCAAAAAGCCACCAGUCUUGUAGAGAACAUUGUGAUUCUGUACUGUUGAGAGUGACAGAGAGUUUGAUGCCUAUUGGGUGGGGAAUGCGUGAACUCAGUCACUGACAAGCCGAGGCACGGUGUUCUUUCAUGACCCAAAUAUAAAUGUCUACUCAUUAGCUAAGGAUGUGUCUUGGAGGUUGGUGAUCUGUACUGUGGCGGUUCUAGGAAGACAAAGCAGUAGUUAGCCCUCUACUGCAAAGAUGGAGUAGAUGGGGGAGGGUGGAGAUGAGGACAGAGGAAACAUGGAAGACACCUGCCAUGAUCCUAGGUUAGAAGAAUGGUGACAGUACUGCCAUGUCCCAGGAAGGGGAAGCUGGAGCCUGAGCAGGUGGAAGAGGCAGUUGUGAGUUCAGUGAUGGUAGUGUGAAUUCUGGGGAUAAGCAGAGCUGUCUUGUUGAUGGUGAGUUUGAAGUCAGAGAGAGUGAUUGGGACUGAGAUGUCUCUUGCUGAGCAUUUCCUCAGCUCUAGCCUCUGAGAAAUGGUUUCCUCCAACAUUCACUGUGCACAUGAACAUUUCAGAGAUCCUGAGAGUGCUUUGGGAGAGGGAACUGCUUAACUUUGUUUAACCUAGGUUUUUCUAAAUUCAUUUGAAUGCCCAACCCCUUUUUUCCCCCAUAAAACCUAUUAACUUACUGAGGACCACACUUUAGGGAAUUGUUCACUAGUUUAUACAGAUAUUUUUCUGUUGACAAAGUAAAACAAAGGAGAAACUGGUUAGAAGGUUGAUAGAUCUGUGAGUAUUCAGUGUGUCUUAAGUCACCAAACCAGAGUGAGGGAGGUUCCAGAAACCUUGGCCUGACUUGGGGACUGAGGACACCGACCCCUCUGCAUGGGUAGUGUUGGGGAAGGCUGCUGGGGGUUUUGAUCAAAGACAGCUUGCUGGUUUGGCUUUCUACCUACUGUACAUGUGCCAGUAAAGGCCUGAUCCAAUCCCUCCCCUGGUUCUUUUUUAUCCUCUGCAUUGGCUUCUUGUCCUUGCUUUUUCAUUUGCAUAACUAAUGCACACAACACAGAGUUCCUGCAAUUUUAAAGACAGCUGGCCAGCACAUCUUGGAGGCUGAUGUCAGGAAACAUCUGGAAAAGGACUAAAGUUACUGCAGCCCAACUGAGAACAAUGGAAACACAUUAAUAUGGAAAAUUCAGUAUGGGGGAGCCUGUGUACAUAAAAAUGGCUGCCAGGCUGACUUACAAAAGCCUUGUGCAAAACCCUUUUGUUAGUUUGGGCAUUGGUGCCACUGAGUUAUUGAGUGAUAAGCCAGUUAAAACUGAAAUAUUGCCACCCUCUUUGGGACCUUUCUCUUUGAGGCUUUUUCUUAAAAGGUUUUCCUAGAAAUCCUGCCAGCUAACCAAGAUACUCUUUUCUGAAAAUUCAUGAACUAGUAUUUUAUCUUAUAAUAAUAACUUUAAGCUAAUCUCCCUCUGUCCUCAUUCUCUCUCAAAAUAUAAAGAUAUAAAAUAGAGUUCUCAUAAAUAUAUUUUGCUGUCUCUUAAGAAGUCAGUGUUGGUAGAAAUAUUGAACUUUACAAAAACUGUGACUGAAAUAUUUAAAUGUGAACACUAUAUCCCAAGGCUGCCUGGAAUAGGGGUUAAAAGAAUGGAUUUUAGAGUUUGGAUUCUGGCUUCUCCUCUUAACCAACUGUAUGUGACCUUGCUAAAUUACUUAAUUAGUAUAAAUUAAUCUGUAAAAUUCUGUCAGCUAUUUUGGCCUAUUUGGGACUGUCACGAGGAGUACCCAUGCUGAUGUGUUAGAAGUGCUUAGUGAGAUGCGUGGCCCACGUUAGCUACUAUGAUUGUAAUUUUGUUGCUAUCCAAGGAUUAAGAAGAAAUCCCUGCUCUGUUUCUCAAUUCAACUCUAACACAUUGAGCACUUGCUUCCAGUUUCCUGUCCUAGAGAUGUAUGUCUUAGAAUUAGGAUUUCUCCUACAGAUGUUCCCCUAGAGUUCUACCUACUGUUUCACUAUUUUAUAGAAACCAAAGUGGUAUUGUCUCUUGUGUGGAUUAAUAAUUACCAUCUCAUUGCAUCUCCCAAUAUUUGGACUCCUGGUCCUUUGUAUGACACUUGCUUUACCCCUCUGAAAGCAGGUUGGAUUUUCUCCUACCUUCAGGGUUCUGAAAUUUCUCAGCGAUGUGCUUUGAUGUUGGUCUGUUUUAAUCCAUUGUACCAGGUGCUUGUUGGGCCCUACCAGUCUGGCAGCUUGUGUUCCUUGGUUUUGGAAAUCUUUGUGAAUUGUUGAUUUAUUAUGAGUUCCUCCCCAUUAUUAAUUCUUUUCUUUCUUUCUUGAACUCCUAUUUAUUAGAGUAUUGGACCUUCCAGACUGAUCCUCUGAUUACUUUCUCCUUUCCUGUUAUCUUUUCUUUGUCUGUAUUUUCUGAGAGUUCCUCAACUUUAUCACCUUACACCUUCUCUUAAGUUUUUUUUAACUCAUAUUUUAAAUUUCCAAGAGUUCUUUUUUGUUCUUUAAUGAUUCUUUUUUUUUAAUAUAUAUGUAUAUAGCAUCCUAUUCUUAUCUUUUUACUUCUCUGAAGAUGUUAAUGAUAGCUCUUUUGGGGGGUGAGGGGGAAGCUUAUGUUUUCCUUCCUAGUCUGUUUCCUCUCUAGUUGAUUUUUUUCUCCUUGUGUGUUGUUUCUCUGUAUUCCCUGGUAGAGAUUUGCUGUCUUCAGAUGUCUGGUAAUCCUUACCCUUCACUCAUAUUUUAAAGCUGGUGGGAAAUUGUGUCAUGGAUAAAGCUUGUCGAGUUCAGGCUUUACUCUGAGGGGAUCUGCCUGGGCCACUUAUAUGAGGGGAAAUGUCAUUGCCCUUAGGUCUUUUUUCUUGGUCUUAAGUUUUUCGGAGAGGAAAUGUCUACUUUCCUGCGUAGGGGGCUUAGUUAUACCUGGCUUCCAGUGUUCUGAAAGUUAAAUGUGGACUGGGAAUUACAACACUUCUUUAUACAAACCUUUUUUUCCAAACCUCUUUGCUUUCAGUAUAGUAUUCCCAGUCUUAAUCAUGCCUAGUGCCCCUAAUUCUCACUUAAAGACCCUCAUCCUCUGCAGAAGGAAACUUCAAGUCUUAUCUUUUGGAGAAAAGCAGCUGACCAAGCUGCAUGUGAGAAGUGGGCUUUGGAGGGGCCUCUCCUGGGAACUGGGUUGCUUCUUGGUUUUUCUCUCUGCUGGUUUAGGAUUUAGCUUUCUCAGUUCACUGACUCAGACACUAGUUGACCUGUUUUUCAGCCUCUGACAUUUUGUUGCUGUCGUUAUUUCCUCCUUUUAGUUUUUACAAAUCUCUUUAAUUCUAUUUUAAUGGAGAUUUGGGAGAGGGGUUAAAUCCAUUUGUUCAAUUAGCUAUCUUUAAUCAGUAUUUUUUUAAAAGAUAUUCUUGAUAUAAUGAUUUGUUCUGAAAAAUUAGAUUUUCUAUGCCAGAAUUCCAAGUCAAAGAAUUCUGAUGAGAUCAACUAAUCUAUGUAGAAUAGUUUUGUAAAUGUAUUCAUUAACUUCCAACCAGUUUUUGAUAUUUUGGCCAUUAUAACUGCUGCGUGGUAAAUGUUUCUGUUUGUUGGCAAAACUCGCUUGGGUUGCUCAUCACCUUUUAUGUGGUUACAGAUGUAAACAACAUGUGUGCCCCAGAUGGGCGCUGAAGUCCAGGCUCCCAAUUUGUGACACACUCCUUCACACCAGAGGCUUCCAAAUAUAAGUCCCUAAGUCCACUCAUUUCAGCUUGGAUCCUGGCAACUCGAAGAGAGAAAUCUCUGAGUGACUAAAAUCUCUAUAAUGAGAAAACCUUUACAUUCAUUAUCUAUUGUGGUGGGAGACUUUAUAUUCUACCUUCUUUUUGUUGAGUGAGGUGUGGGAAGAGAUGUGGAGUUAGGGUGGAGUGGAGACAGGGUUGUAACAAGAUGAGUAACACACAAGCUAGGAUUUAGGUCCGUGGUAAAUGCUAUGUGUCGGAAUGAGGAUUCCCACGACUGAUAUCCUCCUGGCAGAGCUAAUUUCACAGGGGGCGGCUCAGGCAGUAACUUGAGUGGGUCUGGACUGUGUGGCAUGUGGCCAGUCUCACAGCAAAACAGAAUCAGCAGAGCUCAGAAAUGCCAUUGCCAGCCUGGUAAACAGUAGUCAGAACUGAAGUUCCUUAACUGAUUUUUGACCUCCAUGGUUAAUGGAAGACUAAACUUGCUUGUUGUUUUAUUAGUCAAUCAGAAUGUGUCUGAUAGCAUUUUUUUGGGUUGCAAGGGCGAAGUUGAGGAAAGCUGCUUUUGAAGAUCUAAGAAUCAAAAUAAUUGCUUUUCCUUAGUGCCUACUAUUUGCUGGAUGCUUUACAUACAUAGUCUCAUUUAAUCCUCUCGAACAAUCCUGCGGUGGUUUUAUUACAGCCAUUUUGCAUGAAAAAUCUUCAGUCUUGAGAGGUUGAGUAACUUACCUGAGGUCACAAAGUUAUUAAAAAUUGAAGUGCACUUAAAACCAGGAUUUUUAGAAUUUUUCUCAGAAGUUCAGCAUAAGCCAGCCUGCCAGGCCCAGCAGACAAUAGACAAUGUCCAUAAGACUUUUUGUAUUGUUUGUGCAGUGUUCAUUUUGAAUGUCGGGCACAUUUCAGAUGUGCCAAGAGAAAACGUAGUCUAUUCUUGAUGAUAUAUAACAAAAUCAAAGUCAAACUUGUCUGUUCUGUAAGUAUAAUGCAAGUAUAUACAAUUUUGUGACAGUGAUCACAGCCCAGCAAAUCACCUUCCAAUACAGAUACACAGAUGACACAACCACAGGACGCAGAAGGAGUCAGCUGAGGGUGCUACUUACCUGGGCUGCCUUUUUGUCUAAAACUAUCCCCGCCUAGUAGAGAAACUACCAAGACUUGGAGUCCUGUGUUCCAGUCCUGGUGUGGGUGCUCACCCAGGUGUAGUAGGCUUGUCACCUAUGAAGGAAACUCAACUUCUACGAAUACCUAAUGUGUGCUAGGCACAACUUUUCUUUGUGAUUUACUUGUUUUUGUGAAUAGUCUAUACAUGUCCAAGGGUUCUGAAGGAUACCAAAGUUAGACUCCUUCUCUCCUUGGCCCCCAGCUUUGUGAUUGUCCUUCUUGGAGUUAAUCAUUGCUAACAAUUUUAUGUAAUACUUCCAGAGGUGCCAGAAACUUUCUAUAUAUUAUGUCCUUAAGCCUCUUGGUUAUUGCUUCAAUUUAAUUUAAUUUAAUUUUUUUAUCUUUUCUUAGGAUUUGAGGCAGGAAAAAGGCCGAUAAUAUGUGCUUAGCCUUCUUUUCUUUUUGUUGUUGAAGUAUAGUUGAUUUACAAUGUUCUGUUAGUUUCUAGCCUACACUUUUUGUCCCCAUUUUACAGAUUCCAAAACUGAAGCUGAGUGAUUGGAGUCUAAUAGUGGAUUGGACACAGCUGAUGAGAGAAUGAGUGAACAGAAUAGAGGGUAAGCUAUGGUUGGACUAUAGAGAAAAGUCUAACAUGUUUCUUGGAGUCUCAUAAGGAGAAGAAAAGAGUCUUUCCUUUCCUCUGGCCUUCCUCAUUCCUCUGGUCAGUGCCUUUAUUCUUUUGAUGAUACAAGCUCAAAAAUUAAGAGGCUGGGUGGCUGAACAACAUGAUCAGGAACCCCAGUUUUUCCCAUCUUUCUCUUCAUCCAUCUUCAGGCCAGCUGCACUUCUGGUUAUAAGAUGGCUGCCAGAGAUCGAGGCAUCAGAGCCAGUCUUCCAAUGUGCAGAUAAAGUGGAGGGCGUCUCCUCACGUACAUCUGGUAGGAAUGAAGACAUCUUUCCUAGAAGUCCCUAGCAGACGUCAUUGACCAAAACUUGGUCAUAUGCUCAUUUUUAUAAUAGCCAAGGAGUAUAGUAUUAUCAUAAAUGGCUUGCCCCUGAGCUAGGCAUAAGGUCAUCUUCCCUGAGGUAUGGAUACCCAAAUAAAAUUAGUUCUUCUAACUAGAAAGGCGUGGGAAAUAAAAAGAAGGAAGAUAGGUCACUCUAGUUUCCUCCUACCUCCUUAGUCUAAGCUCUUGUAACCUCCCUCAGAGACAAGUAUUAAGAGCUUCCUAACUGGUCUCCCAAUAUUCUCUCCCACACAGCCCACCUUACACAAAGUUGCCAGAUUCAUCUUCCAGAAACACUGCCUUGCCACAGUGCCCUUCGGUUAAAAAAAUGUCAUUGGUUCUCCCUGACCUUCAGAAAAACAUUCAAAUUUAACAUAGAAUUUUCAAAUCAUAAAACAUAAGAGUUGAAAGAACCAGAGAGCUUGGAAUGUGAAAGGCUGGCACCAGGUGUAUUAGCUUUCAGCUGUACUAGAAAACACAGAUAUGUGUUCUCUCCUAAAUAUUUAUUUUGUCUAACCAAAGGCAUGACCUACAGAAAUCUCCCUAAAAGAGCCAUCUUCAAAUUGGGUUAAGCAACUUUGAAGAAGUAUAUGUACACUUUUUUUUUUUAAACAGCAUCAGUUUCCAGGUUUUCUUUUUGUUUAUAUAUAUAUUUUUUCAUUGAAGUAUAGUCAGUUUACAAUAUUGUGUGAAUUUCUGGUGUACAGCCAGUUUCCAGGUUUUCAACUUAUUCUUUCUGAAAACUAGCCUUAUGUUUUAAUACAAAUUCUUUAUUUUCAUCCUCCAUUUCAAAGUAAUCUCUGUUCUCCUUACUCAUCCUGAAUCUUGCCUUGGAAUAUUGCCUCCAGGAUCUUGAGAAGCUCUGGGGAGUGGGGGAAGAGGCAAACAAAGGGGUGAUUUGAAGUUUUGAUUUUGGGAAAGCCUCCUUCAUGAUUAAGGAAAAUACCAGACAGGUCUUUCCAUGAAGGGUGAGGUGUGGCUUUAGACUUGGGGAAUUUGGGCCUGUGCUGGAAGCUCUGUAUUCAGAUAGUUGUGGAGUGCAGAGGUGAAACAUCUGAUCACUGUCAAAAAAUGUGUAACUCUUGAGGGAGAGACUCAUGACCACAAAGUAAAGAACAUUUGAAAUGCUGAAAAUGGUGGCUGCCAUUUGUUUUCAGUUAUUGUCAAAAUUCCGUCCUGGGUGGUGUCAUUGGUUGAAAAGAGUCACCCCCGUGAGAGGGAGCAGUACAGGUUUCCGGUGCUGAUGCAGGGCUGAGGGGCAUAACUGAUGGGCACACGCUGGAGUCUCAUACGUGUGUUCAAGUGCUGUCCACAUUCACUAGAAGAGAGUGUGAAUGAUGCUGUCUAAACUUCUGCAAAUUAGGGGGUGAUAGGAGAAUUCUUUUUAAUAUAAAUAAAAUGUUUUAUGAGACUGCUGUAUUCUCUACUAUACUAGAUAAAACUCAUGGAUAAAAUUUCACGUGCUUUUUUUAUAUAAGGUGGGAAUCACUGAAUAGAGUAAUAAAAAUUUACAUGUAUGAAAUUAUAUCAUGGAAUGUUUUUACAGUGGUAGUCAAUUCUCAUCUUAUUUACUCUUUUAAAAUAUUAAUGCAAAAUAAAAUAUAUGCUAGCUGCCGAAUAAUUUUUAGCAGUUGAUAGUUCUUCUCUUUCAUUAAACAAAUGGGAAAGUUAAUUAGUUUUUAAAACCUUAAUAGAUUAUAUUCUGAUUUUUAUGUGUGAUUUUGAUUCAGUUUUCUCCCCCAGAGCCCAUUACCUACACACAUGUACAUUUACCAAAGAAAUACUAGGACUUGCAUUAUUCCUUACUUUGUAAGUAACUAAUAUUUCAGCCACAUUUUAUUGUAUUAUUACAAAUUAAGUAAUGAGAAAUAGCAUUUUUAAAUUGUUUUAUACAUUUUAAAUUGGUAAAAUAAUUACAUUAGCUCUACAUCCUGAUGUAUGACUUUUAGUAAUUUAUCUUACAAGGCGUGUUCCAUAAUUUCUCUGUGGUUUCAUACUAUUCUUCACAUUGCAUUUUAACUUGAUUUGAACUGAUAAAUAAAUUUAGACUUUUUCCAAUGGAAUACAUGUGUUUACCUGAUUUAUCUGAUUGGUUUGACAGUGAGGACUGCCUUUUCCAAUUAGUCUGUAUGGAAAGUAUUUCCUAUAAGAGAAAUGAGCUAAAUCAGUAGCUACAAGCUUUUUGACAAAAAUAUUAUUUAAAAAUUAGAAUUUUUUUGAAAAUAAUAUACUGGCAAACAUAUUUCUUAAAUUUUUUUCAGAGUAUAUAAGGCACCUCUAAUUGGAAAAGAAUAGAGGUAGUCAUUUAAAUGACUGAAUCUUAGUAGAAAUGUUAGCAAACCUCCCAGAAAUUGCAGAAGUAAAUGGCUUUUGUAACUGGGUAUCAAAUCAUUUUGCAAGUCAGUUUGUUUCUAAUAAAAAAAACUUUCCAUAAAAUUGAAGGAGUCCUCAGUUGAGUUGUUAACUGAUGGAUUAUUAAAGCAAAUUUUUUUAUGAUAGAUGAUAAAAUUAUUUGUUAUAAAAGGAUGACGUUCACAUAAUUUAGUUAAGAUUGCCUUUUUAAAACGCUUCUUCCAUUCUCAUCCUUUUAUUUCUGUAAAAUUUUCUUGGCGGUAAUGUUUAUGAAGAUGAGUGAAGAUCAUUUUGUAAUAUAUAAAAUCACUGUUUUGUGCACCAGAAACUCAUAUAAUGUUGUAGGUUAAUUAUACUUCAAAAACAAACAA
This is a messenger RNA of Vicugna pacos (alpaca), 20117 nucleotides long. The record is from RefSeq and is a predicted model, not a curated record. Lineage: Eukaryota; Metazoa; Chordata; Mammalia; Artiodactyla; Camelidae.